AUGGCAAACUUCAAGGGCCACGCUCUCCCAGGGAGCUUCUUUCUGAUAUUUGGGCUAUGGUGGUCAGUGAAGUACCCACUGAAGUACUUUCACCAAAAGGGAUUGAAGAAGAACAGACUGAGCCAGCAGCAACAGCGCAUUGAGAUCAUCGAAGGUGCAGUCAAGACUGCGUUUGCAAUCAUUGGGAUCCUGGCCGAGCAGUUUGUUCCAGAUGGGCCUCACCUCCACCUCUACCAUGAGAAUCAAUGGACAAAGCUCAUGAAUUGGCAGCACAGCACCAUGUACCUGUUCUUUGGUGUCUCGGGAAUCAUUGACAUGCUCACCUACCUUUACUUCAACACUGUGCCCCUGGGGGUGGACAGGCUGGUUUUGGCUAUGGCAGUAUUCAGUGAAGGUUUUCUCUUCUAUUUCCACGUCCACAACCGGCCUCCACUGGACCAGCACAUCCAUUCGCUUCUGCUGUUCGGUUUGUUUGGAGGGAGUGUCAGCAUCUCUUUAGAGGUGAUCUUUCGGGAUAAUAUUGUGCUGGAGCUUUUCCGAACCAGUCUCCUCAUUCUUCAAGGAACCUGGUUCUGGCAGAUUGGAUUUGUCCUGUUCCCCCCAUUUGGAACACCAGAAUGGGACCAGAAAGACAUGGACAAUAUCAUGUUUAUCACCAUGUGCUUCUGCUGGCACUAUUUGGUUGCCCUUUGCAUCACGGCCAUCAACUUCUCUCUUGUUUACUGCUUUCUGACUAGGGUGAAGAGACAUGCAGAAGGAGAAAUCAUUGGGAUUCAGAAGCUGACAUCAUCAGAUCACACUUACCAGUCAGCCCUUUUGAGUGGCUCAGAUGAGGAGUGACAUCAGGCCUUGGGGAAGUGGAGAGAGACCUCAUCCUUUGUCAACAAUAGCUGGAACAAAAGCAGCUUAUCCCCUCUAUUUAAGGCUCGCCCUACUGUGCUCUUAGGGCUCCAUAUUUGCAUUCCUCAUCUAACAGAGUUAGAGACUCAAAUACAGGAAAUUGGACCUCAGGUGUUUACCAUGCUACUUGGAUUUUUACACAUAAUUUAAGUUAUAAAGUCCAUAUUAGAGUAAUACUAUUAUAGACCUUU
Molecule: messenger RNA, 1091 nt
Organism: Microtus ochrogaster (prairie vole)
Lineage: Eukaryota; Metazoa; Chordata; Mammalia; Rodentia; Cricetidae
Gene: Tmem45b
Product: transmembrane protein 45B
Source: RefSeq, a predicted model, not a curated record